Aegilops tauschii subsp. strangulata is the source of this 843-nucleotide messenger RNA. Lineage: Eukaryota; Viridiplantae; Streptophyta; Magnoliopsida; Poales; Poaceae. The record is from RefSeq and is a predicted model, not a curated record.
AUGAUGGUGAGGUUCGAGGACAUCAUGGUGAAGAAGGAGACAUGUGUCAAGCGCAAUGACGUGAAGGAGAAAAAGGAAAAGAAGGCCAAGAGCCCCCGCACCCACUCCCCACUCCCCACUCGCCCUCCCCCACGUUCACUCCCCUCUCCCCUCGAUCUGGAUCGGGGAGGGCUCGACCCCGCCGCCGCUGCCUCACCUCGCCCCCAAAUCGCCCCCAUCGCCGCGACGACCGCGUCGCCCGUCGCCACCACCACCUCGCUGAAGCCCCUCGCCUCCUCACCUCCUCGUCGUCCCGAGCCGAGGCCGCCGUUCCGGCGCCGCGCCCUCGACCCCGUCACCCCGCCGCACUCGACGCCGGCGACCGGAACGCCGCCCCUUCCUCGUCCCCCUCUCCGAGCCCGCUGCCCAGACCCCACGAACGCCGGUGAGGCCCCCGGCCUCUUCUCUCCCCUCGUCCCUGUACGCGCUCGCACGCCCCUGACCAUCGCCUGUACGCGCACCGACCGCGCUCACCGCGGCCUCGCCUCGCCCGGCGUGCCGUCGCGUGCGCCCACAGCCGCCCGCCCGCGGUGGCCUCGCACGCCGUCCAUUCGCCCUGCACCCUCGCCCCCGCACGCGCCCGUGGCCGCGCGUGGCCGCCGCUGCCCGUCCCCUGCUGCGGCUCUGCUCCGGCCAAGCCGCCGCACGCUGUCGCUCGCCCCCCGCCUCCGCCUGCCGCGGCCGGCCGGCGAGCCUCGCCCCGCCAUGCCGGGCUACGCCCUCUGCUGGCGCUGGCGCCCACGCGCCCUGCGCCCGUUACCCACUAGCACCCGCCCCGCGGUGGCCCUCUGGGCCACUGACUAA